Magallana angulata is the source of this 5742-nucleotide messenger RNA. RefSeq names its product kappa-type opioid receptor-like. The transcript has a single exon. The coding region runs from base 24 to 989 and encodes 321 amino acids. Gene Ontology annotation, biological process: G protein-coupled receptor signaling pathway. Gene Ontology annotation, cellular component: membrane. Gene Ontology annotation, molecular function: G protein-coupled receptor activity. NCBI's taxonomy places the organism in Eukaryota, Metazoa, Mollusca, Bivalvia, Ostreida, Ostreidae. The record is from RefSeq and is a predicted model, not a curated record.
UGCUGUAUGGGUGCUGUAAAAUUAUGGAAGCCAACAUCUCUUUCAAUUCCACACCCGAGCAAGUGAACUACAACAGCACAGCGAGACUCUGUUUUGAGUCGUCCAUGUGUCUGGGAUUCCACAUCGUCUGCUGUGUCAUUGGAACGAUCGGGAUUUUAUCAAAUGGAACAACCCUCGUAGUCGUUUGUAAAGAAAAACGUCUGCACACUGUGACGUACGUCUCCAUUUCCUGCCUCGCUUUGGCCGAUUUUGUUUACGUUUCAUCAAGAGUUCCAAGAGACAACUUGCAGAUUUGGUACCACCAGAGAGACGAAUUCAGUUUGAAUUUCAUGAGAGUGUGUGAUCUACUAAGCUUAUCGGGCGCUUGUUCGUCCAUUUUACAUGUAAUUUUACUGUCAUUAUUGCGUUAUGUACUCUUGGUUCAUCCUUUGAAAAGUCACGUUUGGCUUACAGUCACAAAAGUGAAACUAAUUUCCUUCAUGACUUGGUUACUAUCCGUUGUCAUUGCAUCAUUUUAUCUUUAUGCCGUUGUCAUCAAUGGUCGAAUCAACGUGCAGCUGGCAAAAGUGACCAAUCUGGCUGUCACUGUCGUUAUGUCCGUGUUGCCUAUAGUGUUGAUCGUGACCCUGCACACCCUGAAGGCCCGGACAUUGCUCCAGUCUCUCGCCUCCUGCCAGAAGUCCACCGUCCGCCGGAUGUCUCGUAUGGUCACCUUCAUCAUCACCGCCUUCAUUAUAACCACUUUGCCCAGUAGUGUCGCGGACUGCAUCAAGAUUGCAUUUAUCGAGUCUGGGAGUUCCGAGGCUCAGCGGAGUUGGCUUUCCGUCUUACAGUACGUAGGACGUCUUGGGUUAUACAUCAACUUCAGUACCAAUCCAUUUAUUUACUUAACGACUUCAGCGCAGUUCAGAAAAGCUAUGACAUGUCAACGUAAUGUGUACAGAUCAUCGUUCAGUAAUGAAUCAAACUGUCGUACUGGAUCUUUCUGAUGAUUAUUAGAGCUGUGCCUGUCAGAUAAUUGAGUCUAUUUGACUCUAUCUUCUACCUGUUACUAGUAUACAGAAACCCGAGUUUUUAUAACUUCAGUAAAACUUGGUUCAAUACAGCUAAAUCCUAAGGACUUUACCUCGCUGAAUAUUCGUAACAUUCGUUACCCUUCAGACGAAUUCUUCAAUGUUUCCUCAAAGACUAAAAUUACAAAAUAUUGGAAAACUAAAGUUUAUGACAGUGAACCUUCAUCAGGAACUGUUAUUAAGAUGUUGCGGGGGACCCGACAAAACUUAACUGCUUCCAUGGUUUUGCUAUAAUAUCCAUGUUUAAACCAGUGCCCCAACAAAGCAAACAAAACAUACCGACCCAGUUUCGUGGCCGGGGCAAAAUAUGUUCGGGAAGCUUAUCCAGCGUCUGGCGGACAAACACCGAGGCAACCGGAGCACCAACAAACCAAGAUCUGUCUCUCUGUUUCUCUGCACAGAGCGGCAAAAACCAAACAGCAAGGUAUUGAUAACUUUUUGAAAUAAAUCUAUGGUAACUGUCAACCAAAUGAAACGAUGACUUCUGUAAAAUUUAUUUCAUUUAACUGUCGUGGCUUGAAUGAUUAUAAGAAAAGGGUAAUUUUAUAUGAUUGGAUGAAUGAUAUCGAUUGUGAUGUACUUUUUUUGCAAGAAACGCAUUUUGUGUCAGAAAAAGAAUAUGUUUACAAUUCCAGGUGGAAUGGUACAUCUUAUCAUUGUUUUUCAAAUUCAUCGCAUAGCAGGGGUGUCUCAAUUUUGAUUAGUAGCAAAUUUCAUUUUAAAAUCAUAAACCAACACAGAUCGGCCGACGGCAGGAUAAUUGUACUCAAUAUUGAACAUAACAACGAAACUAUUACACUUGUUAACAUAUAUGCUCCAAAUACUGAAAACGAUAGAGUUAGCUUUUUUAAAAAGGUAUCAAAAUGGAUAACAAUGUACUGCAUAAAUGAAAAUAAUAUGAUUCUUGUUGGUGACUUUAAUUGCUCUAUGUCAAAGGAAAAAGACAAAAGUUUAAACAGUUUAAAAAAUUUACAAUUUCGUUUUGAACUACUUGAUUUGUGGCAUAAAAAAUAAAACCAAAACAUAAAGGGUUCACCUGGUGUGAUGGCAACAACUCUGCUAAAAGUAGAAUAGACUAUAUAUUUUUAACGCAAAAUUUUUGCUACAGACCGGAAAAUAUCUACUUACGAAGGCCACCGCAUGUGUCUAACAUAAGAAUGAGUGACCACAUAGCUAUCAUAUUUAAAUGCAGGAUACUGGAAACUAAAUACAUCCGCACUACAUGAUUUAAAAUAUUGCGAAAUGAUAAAUCAAUUUCUACUAAAUUUGCCCAAUGACAUUAAACUAGAAACAAAUCCGAAAAUUAAAUGGGAAUUUUAAAAUAAAACUUAAUGUCAAAUACCUUAGCAUAGAAUACUGUAAAGAAAAAAGUAGAAAUAUGUAACAAAAAAUACUAUUAAUUGAAAAUGAAUUGGAGAAGAUAGAAAGUCAACAUUACUUAAACAUAAACAUGACACGGAAAAAAGACUUAGAAAACCAACUAGACAAAUUGUAUGAAAAUAAAUCUAAAGGUGCUCAAAUUAGGUCAAGAGACAAAUGGAUAGACGAAGGGGAAAAAAAUCAUAUUUUUUAAGACUUGAAAACAAACACCAAUCAAAAAAUACCAUUAAUAAAAUAAAUAAUGCAGGAUCAAAUUUUAUUAAAACUAAAGAUAUUUUAGAUCAGCUAUGUAAUUUCUAUGAAAAUUUAUAUUCCUCAAACGACGUACCAAUAAACGAUAUAGAUACGUACUUAGAUAACAUAAAUGUAUCAUCAGUUUUGUCAGAAAAGGAACAAGAAAUGUGCGAAAAUUUCCCAACCUUAAAUGAAUGCGCAGAGGCAGUUAAUGGAAUGAAAAACAAUAAGUCACCCGGAAUAGAUGGUUUACCAACUGAAUUUUAUAAAAUGUUCUGGAAGGAUCUUAAACACUAUUUAUAUGAAGCUUUAUCAAAAAUCUAUCUUGAAGAAGAAUUAACAAUAUCACAAAAAUGCUCAGUUCUUUCUUUAAUUCAUAAAAAAGGAGAAUUAGAUAAAUUAGAAAAUUAUCGGCCUAUCAGUCUCACAAAUUGUGACUAUAAAAUAAUUGCUUUUAUAUUUGCUAGAAGGCUGCAAAAAGUUAUCGACAAGUUGAUAAGUAAAAAUCAAUCAGGAUAUAUAAAAGGGCGAUAUAUUGGCAAUAAUGCCAGGCUAAUUUUAGAUAUUUUUGAAUAUUGUGAAAAUACGAAUACUGAAGGAAUUCUCCUAUUUGCCGACUUUCAAAAGGCUUUUGACUCCGUCGAAUGGAACUUUCUUUUUAAAUCGCUAGAAAAAUUUAAUUUCGGAGAAAACUUUAUCAAAUGGAUAAACAUUCUUUACACUAACCCAUAUUUUUACAUUAAAAAUAAUGGGUGGAUCUCACGAUAAUGUAAAAUGCGCAGGGGGAUACGACAAGGAUGCCCUGUCUCAGCGAUAUUAUUCUUAUUUGUUAUGGAAAUUUUGAACGAAAGGAUAAAUAGUACAAACUCAAUUAAAGGCUUUAAAUUAGAAGGAAUAGAUAGAGAAAUGAAAUGUAUACAACACGCUGAUGACAGUACUUUCCCUUUAAAAAACACAGACUCCUUAGAAAAGACAAUUGACAUUAUCGAAAAUUUUGGAAGUGUCUCGGGAACAAAAUUAAAUCUAUCGAAAACCGAAUGUAUACUCUUAGGAGAACUAAAAAAUAUGCUUAAAGAAGAAAAUUUCAUACAAAAUAUCAUUAUAAAUAGGACCACUGUAAAAUGCCUAGGGAUCCACAUUGGACACAACAAUAAAGAAUGCAAUGAAAAAAACUGGUUAUGCAAAUUAAAAGAAUUUGAACAAAUCCUAGAUUCAUGGCGAAUACGAAAAUUGACGAUCUUUGGAAAAUGUCAAAUAAUCAACUCUUUAAUUGUAUCUAAACUUUUAUAUGUAGCAACAGUACUUGAAUAUCCGGAACAAAAUACAAUCAAACAAAUAAAUAGAAUUAUUUUCUCGUUUCUCUGGGGAAACAGAGAAAGAAUAAAACGUAAAACACUUAUCCGACCCAUAUCAGAGGGGGGAAUUGGUAUCACCGACUUCGAAUUAAAAAUUAAAGCUAUAAAGGCAGCAUGGGUCUCAAAGCUUAUACAAUCUGACAAUGCUUUAAACAAAUUCAUAAACUCUUGCAUUAGAAGAUAUAAUUUAGACAUAGCUUACUUAUUAAAUACCAAUGUAACAAAGACAGAAGACCUAAACAUAAAACACCUUCCAAAUUUCUAUAAAGAAGUGAUAUGUGCCUUUAAUGAGUGUAAAAGUAAUUGUCAAGAAAAACUUCAAAUUCAAAAUAUAUGGUUUAAUAAAAACAUAACAUAUAAAGGAAAACCUCUGUUUUUUCCAGCAUGGGCUAAAAGUGGACUAAUAUUUGUAAAUGAUGUUAUUGAUGCAAAUGGAUUUCUAACUUUAGAAGAAAUUAAGAACACGCUUAAAACUACAAACAACUAUCUGUGUGAGUAUAUAACUGUCAAAAGUGCCCUUCAAAAAUAUGCUUCAAAAACAAACCUUUGAGAUUCUGCAAAACGAAGGCAUUUAAAAUUUGUAUUUAAUUUUCAAGGUCAUAUUAAGUCAAUCGAAAGGCAAAAGUCAAGCUUCUUCUAUAGUAUCUUACUUCAACAAAACUCAAAAAAACCUAACAUGGAAAAAGUGUGGGCAAAUACUUUUUUACUCGAUGACACUUAUGUGUGGGAAAAUAUAUAUACGGAAAAAAUAAAGAAAAUAUUUGAUAAGAAUGUGUCAGAAUUUAAUUAUAAACUAUUGCAUAUAACCUUAUAACAUGUAACAAAUAUGUAAGUAAAUGGAAAACAGAUCUAGAUAAAAAUUGUAUUAAUUGUAAUCUAGAAGAAGAUGUUAAACAUCUUAUUUUUGAUUGUUAUAUUUUUCAACCAUUAUGGAAAAAAAUAUCUGAGGUUUUAAAUGUAAACGUGUCAUGGAAAAUUAUUGUUGUUGGUUUUCCAGCAUAUUGUAAUGAGAAUACAUUUGUCUUAAACAACGUUAUAUCCUUUGUGGCAUAUAAGAUGUAUAAAUAUAAAAUGAAAUGUAGAGUAUUAAGCGAAAAUGUAUCAUAUAAUGGUAUUUUAUGUUUUUUGAAAAAUGCUCUUACUCAGUUCUUCCUUACAACAAAAUCCUCUAAGAGCGUAUCAUAUGAUUUCAAAAUUUUAGAUACAUUGUGUGAAAAACUGUAAUAAUCCAAGGGUGACCCGGCCUUUGGAGCAUAACUAGUAGGGGUUUCUAUGGACACUUUAUUUUGAAUCCCCUACCUAUUCAUUUUGUAAAUUAACUAUGCAUAAUAUUUUCUUUAUAUGCACAUGUAUUUAAUGACAUAACUCAAACUGAAUAUUAUUAUAUAUUAUUAUUAUAUAUUAUCAUAUUAUUGAUAUUUAUUAUAAAAAAAAAUUAUAUUGCUACAUAUAUUUCCAUAUUCGGAAUACAAUGUAUGAAAGUUGUGAAUCUAUUGCUUACACAUUUAAAAUAUAAUUAUAUGUAUUAUGCACUUACUACAAAUGUAUAUUGAAUGAUAUAAGACUAUAUAAAACUGUAUAAAACUAUAACUUAUCGGAUCCAGGGGGCCCCUGGCACCCCAGGUGACGAUAUACCGGAGGGUCUCUGCGGAGAUGUUGCCUCGCUUAUUUUGUAAUUUAUUGAAUAAUAUAUAUAUAUA